AUGGAUGCCGUUGAACAGCACGACGCUUUUUUCAACUCCUUCAACCUUGUGAGAGGCCCCUGUCUAGGGAGUGGCGCCGUAGGAGAGGUUGUUCUGGCCUCGGCCAAACACAACUCGUCGUUGAAAGUAGCGGUGAAAAUCGUAACUUUUGAGACGGAGGGGUGUAGAUGCGACUUUCUCUCUGAAGUCGGCUUCCUUCGCGAUCUGCGCCACCCCCGCAUUCUCAAGAUGAUGGCGUUUGCUAUGGAUGAUCACCACGGCUUCAUGUUGUCGACAUACUUCAAGAACGGCACCCUUCGCGACACUAUGUCGUCCGACCACCCAGUGGAAGAACCACGGAUCCUCCGACACAUUCUCGACGUGGCCAGCGCUCUGCAGUACAUCCACGGUCUCCACAUCUUCCACCAAGACGUCAAGCCGAGAAACGUUCUCUUGGAUGACCAGGACCGUGCUGUUCUGGCAGACUUUGGAAUCGCAAGACAGGCAAGCGACAGCUCCACGAUGGUGAUGAAGUGGAGGACUACACCCGGCUAUAGCGGACCCGAGACAAGGAAAAGGCGGCCUAUGAGUCCUUUCAAGCUGGAUAUGUACAGCCUGGGAGUGUGCAUGUGGAUGCUGAUCUACAGGCAACGCUCAGUAGGCAUCAAAGACCUUUUGGCCUUCUCAGACCAGUGCAAGAACGUUAAGGAGCCGUACAGGAGGAUCUUACGCCAGCUGCUGCGUAAGGACCCCAACAAACGCUGGAGCGCCGCCGAUCUGUUGAGGUUCUGCCUGGAUAUGUACAGCCUGGGAGUGUGCAUGUGGAUGCUGAUCUACAGGCAACGCUCAGUAGGCAUCAAAGACCUUUUGGCCUUCUCAGACCAGUGCAAGAACGUUAAGGAGCCGUACAGGAGGAUCUUACGCCAGCUGCUGCGUAAGGACCCCAACAAACGCUGGAGCGCCGCCGAUCUGUUGAGGUUCUGCGUGUGGAACUCACUCUGCGCACCUUCACUGAUGAGCAGCCACUAA
Molecule: messenger RNA, 1008 nt
Organism: Aplysia californica (California sea hare)
Lineage: Eukaryota; Metazoa; Mollusca; Gastropoda; Aplysiida; Aplysiidae
Product: calcium/calmodulin-dependent protein kinase type 1-like
Exons: 3
Coding region: 1-1008 (335 amino acids)
Biological process (GO): protein phosphorylation
Molecular function (GO): protein kinase activity; ATP binding
Source: RefSeq, a predicted model, not a curated record